This is a messenger RNA of Rotaria sp. Silwood1, 1047 nucleotides long. NCBI's taxonomy places the organism in Eukaryota, Metazoa, Rotifera, Eurotatoria, Philodinida, Philodinidae. The record is from the annotation of a GenBank genome assembly.
AUGACUUAUCGAGAUAUUAGUAAUCUAUGUGAGAUGGCUCGAGUUCUUUCCUAUCCACGUUUAAUUUCGAUGGAAAAUUUUCGUCAACCAAAUUUUCGUCUUGUUGCUGAAUUAAUGACUUGGCUUGUUAAACAAUAUGAUCCACAAGCUGAUAUUCCACAUGAUAUUGAAGGUGAACAAGAUCGUGUUAUGUUUAUUCGUACUAUUGCUCAAACUAUUGCUACUAAAGCACAUAUGAAAUUAAAUACAAAGAAACUUUAUCAAGCUGAUGGCUAUGCUGUUAAAGAAAUUCUUAAAGUUAUAACACCACUUUAUAAAGCUUUACGUGAUAGUGAAAAUAAAGAUUUAGAUGAUGAAGAUGAUAUUGAUUAUCAAUAUCGUUAUGCCAUAAAUGAUGAUAUGAGUACACUUAGAAAUGCUCGUUUACUUUGCUCAACAAUAACACAAAAAGGUGCUAAUUUACAUGAAUUAUUAGGAAAAGAAGUUGAUGCACGAGAAGCACGACAAGAAGUAAUAAAUCGAGCUAUGGAAUUAUCUGAAGUUCAAGAAGGCAUACACGAAGCUGAAAAUGCAGCUAAACGUGAAUUCAUAAAAUAUGAUAAAUUAAUAAAUAAUGUUCAAAUUGAUGAAGUAGCACUUGAUGAAAAAAUAGCUAAACGUAUGGAAGAAAUUAAUCGUCAUCAACGACGACUUGAAAUGUUAAGGAGUGUCAGUGACGAAGAAUCGGAAGAUGAUGAAGAUAUGGAACACUCAUCGGUACCUCGAGGAAAUAAAUUAGAAAAUGGUGCAGGAGGCCAGACUUACGGCGGUAUGACAGAUGAUUUAAGUGAUAAUGAAGAUCAAAUGCAAAUGGGUCGAGGAGUCGGUGGAGCUGGUAUGGACGAUGCAGAUGAUGAUUUAGGUAUGGAGAUGGAUCCUAGACGAGGAAAUAGUGGUGUUCAUCAAAGAGGAACCAUGAGCGGACAACCAAGUGCAAGUAAUGAACAACGACGACAACGACAGCAACCACAACAACGAGCACCAUAUACUGAAGAUGAUGAUUUUUAA